CUCCAACAACUGCAGCAGCAGCAGAUGCAACAGCAGCAGUUGCUGCAGCUCCAGCAGCUGCUCCAGCAGUCCCCGCCACAGGCCCCGCUGCCCAUGGCGGUCAGCCGGGGGCUCCCCCAGCAGCAGCCACAGCAGCAGCUUCUGAAUCUCCAGGGCGCCAACUCGGCCUCCCUCUUGAACGGCUCUGUGCUCCAGAGAGCUUUGCUUCUGCAGCAGUUGCAAGGAUUGGACCAGUUUGCAAUGCCGCCAGCCACGUAUGACAGUGCCGGUCUCACCAUGCCCACGGCAACAUUGGGUAACCUCCGCGGCUACAGCCUGGCGACUCCAAACCUGACAGCCCCCAGCCUCCCACCCCCUCCGCUGGCCACCCCAAAUCUACAGCAGUUCUUUCCCCAGGCCACUCGGCAGUCCCUGCUGGGCCCCCCUCCUGUCGGGGUCCCCAUAAACCCCUCCCAGCUCAACCUUUCAGGGCGGACCCCCCAGAAACAGGCCCGGACCCCCUCCUCUACUACCCCUAAUCGCAAGACGAUGCCUGUGGAAGACAAGGAAGACCCCCCAGAGGGGUCUGAGGAAGCCGCAGAGCCCCGAACAGACACACCAGAAGACCAACAUACCUCUCCCAGCCCAGAUGGCAUCGCCAAGGAAAAAUGCACUCCAGCACCUGAGCCCAAGUCCUGUGAGUUGUCUGAGCCACCAGCCAAGAAGUCAAAGGGCUCAGAGGGGCCCACAGAGAAGGAGCCCCCAGGGCAGCUGCAGGCGAAGGUCCAGCCACGGGCCAGGAUGACAGUACCGAAGCAGACACAGACACCCGAUCUGCUGCCUGAGCCACUGGAAGCCCGAGUGCUGCCACGAUUCCAGCCACGGGUUCUGCAGAUCCAGGCCCAGGUGCAGCCACAGACUCAGCUACACACGCCACCAACGGAUGUCCAGGUGCAGCCAAAGCUGCAGAAGCAGGCACAGACACAGACCUCUCCAGAGCACUUAGUGCUGCAGCAGGUGCAGCUGCAGCUGCAGAAGGAGGCAGAGCCACAGAAGCAGGUGCAGCCACAGGCACAUUCACAGCCCCCAAGGCAGGCACGGCCACAGCUGCAGAAGCAGACACAGACGCAGACGUAUCCACAGGCCCAGGCAGAAGCACAGCCAAGGGUCCAGCUACUGGAGCAGCCACCAGAGCAACCUCCAGUGCGGUUGCCAGUGCAGCCACGGGACCAGACCCAGGGGCAGCCUCAGACCCAGUCACAGGUGUUGGUGCCAGCAUUAGAGCAAGCACCGGCUCAUUCCACAGUGCUGGAGAUGCCUCCUGACACAGUAGAAGCUGGAGCAGGCCUGGAGGAGGCCUCGCCAGAGCCCGUGGGUGCCCAGGUCAGCAUGGAGGAGAGCCAGGAGGACUUGACCAGUGGCCUGGAUGUGGGAGAAUGUGAAAAAAGAGCAAGAGAGAUGCUAGGGAUGUGGGGUGCCGGGGGCUCCCUGAAGGUCACCAUCCUGCAGAGCAGUGACAGCCGGGCCUUCAGCACUGUCUCCCUCACACCCGGGCCCCGUUCCGGCGAGUCCACCUCCGCCACCCCUGCCACCAGCAGCGUGCCCUCUAAGCAGGCCCUCCAGUUCUUCUGCUACAUCUGCAAGGCUAGCUGCAGCAGCCAGCAGGAGUUCCAGGACCACAUGUCGGGGGCCCAGCAUCAGCAGCGGCUCGGGGAGAUCCAGCACAUGAGCCAGGCCUGCCUCCUGUCCCUGCUGCCUGUGCCCCGGGAUGUCCUAGAGAGGGAAGACGAAGAGCCUCCGCCGAGGCGCUGGUGCAACACCUGCCAGGUCUAUUACGUGGGGGACCUGAUCCAGCACCGCAGGACACAGGACCACAAGAUCGCCAAACAAUCCCUGCGACCUUUCUGCACUGUUUGCAACCGCUACUUCAAGACCCCCCGCAAGUUUGUGGAGCACGUGAAGUCCCAGGGGCACAAGGAUAAAGCUAAGGAGCUGAAGAUGCUUGAGAAGGAGAUAGCCGGCCAAGAUGAGGACCACUUCAUCACAGUGGAUGCUGUGGGCUGCUUUGAGGGUGAUGAAGAAGAGGAGGAGGACGAUGAUGAUGAAGAAGAAGAAAUCGAGGUUGAGGAGGAAUUCUGCAAGCAGGUGAGGUCCAGAGAUAUAUCCAUAGAGGAGUGGAAAGGCUCGGAGACCUACAGCCCCAACACCGCAUACGGGGUGGACUUCCUGGUGCCUGUGAUGGGCUACAUCUGUCGCAUCUGCCACAAGUUCUACCACAGCAACUCGGGGGCGCAGCUCUCCCACUGCAAGACCCUGGCCCACUUCGAGAACCUACAGAAAUACAAGAAGGCCAAGAACCCCAGCCCCACCACCAGGCCCCUGAGCCGCCGGUGUGCCAUCAACGCCCGGAACGCCCUGACUGCGCUGUUCACCUCUGGCGGCCGCCCACCCAUCCAGCCCAGUGCCCAGGACACAGCCAAGACCCCCAGCAAGGUGACGGCCCGACCCCCUCUACCUCAGCCCCCACCACCGCGGCGCUCGACCCGCCUCAAAACCUGACAGCGGGAGCUCCCCAGCCCACCCUGUCCGGCUCCAGAUCUGCUUAGCUUUUUAGGAGUCUGUGUGGAAACUUUGACAUGGUUGGUGUUUUUACUCAAAAUCCAAUAAAACAAGGUAGUUUGGCUGUACAGUU
Messenger RNA from Ceratotherium simum simum (southern white rhinoceros), 2671 nucleotides. The record is from RefSeq and is a predicted model, not a curated record. Lineage: Eukaryota; Metazoa; Chordata; Mammalia; Perissodactyla; Rhinocerotidae.